This is a messenger RNA of Nematostella vectensis (starlet sea anemone), 2030 nucleotides long. Its product is annotated as eukaryotic translation initiation factor 2D. Lineage: Eukaryota; Metazoa; Cnidaria; Anthozoa; Actiniaria; Edwardsiidae. Gene Ontology annotation, molecular function: RNA binding; translation initiation factor activity. The record is from RefSeq and is a predicted model, not a curated record. The transcript is spliced from 20 exons. Gene Ontology annotation, biological process: formation of translation preinitiation complex; translational initiation. Bases 142 to 2004 code for a protein of 620 amino acids.
AAACUAGUUACCAGACUACACGCGUCCAGGAAACCCAAAAUGGCGGACGACAAAGAUUUUUACGCGAAGUAUUUAUUCGUUCUUCGCUCGUUAAAAAGAACUUGAGAGUAUGUGACAAAGUUUGGUAAAAGGAAAGCCAAGAUGUUCAUAAAACCUUUCAGAGUGAAGACGAGUACGGCCAUCCGUGGUUCAGACAGGAGGAAGCUUCGCUCAGAAAUUGGCCGCUGCUUCCCGGCACUGCCAGCAGAGCUACUGUCCGAGAUAGUGCCAAAUAAGGAAGAUAUGACGGUGUCACGUAUCGUCACGCAUUCCGAAGAGAGCGUAACAGUCUAUAGUCUGAGUGGAGAACCAAUUUUCUUUGAAAUUGAGAAAAGGGUUAUCCCUACAGUGUACACCCUCUGGAAGUACCCGGAGAUGCUUCCAAGAUUUUCUACAUGGCCUCCUGUGUUUGAUAAAUUAAGGGGCGGAGCAGAUCUCAUGCUGCCUGGAGUCAUUCUUCCUCCUGGAGGAAUCAGCAGCAUUGAAAGAUUUGAAAAAGAUACGCUUUGGUGCAUAACACUAAGAGGAAACAGGGCACCUGUUGCUGUUGGUGUCACGACAGUGUCCAGGAAGGAUAUGUUUGAAGAUGGCAUGAGAGGAAAAGGAGUAAAAGUAAUGCAUGUUUACACAGAUUGCUUAUGGGCUUUAGGGAGUAAAGAGCAAAUACCACAAGUGAAUGAGCCUGAACCAGAUAAUCUUGAUGAUGAUGAUGACGAUGACAGUUACAAUAGAUUUGCAGAGGUGGACAGUCCAGCUGAUGAACAAUCUCCUGCUGAGGAAAAGACCCCAAUAUCAGAAGCAACAGAUCAGAUAAAUAAUUUGGACUUAUCAGAAGACCAGAAGGAAGAUGCUACGCUUUCAUCUGAAGUCCCUGCAGACAGUGUUCUUGAAGAGAAAAAGGCCUACAGAGUGGACCAAGAGCAGAAACCUAACUCUAGUGCAGAAGGCAAUGAGCAGGAAGAUGACAUGGCCAGAUCACCCCAAGAGAUAAUGGACAGUCGUCUUGAGUACUGUUUCUUCUGUGCACUUUUGCGAAUUAGACCUGACCGUGACCUGCCACUCCUGACAAGUACCUUUUUCAGGAACCACAUGCUCCCCUUCUGCCCCGAAGGUGAAACAGUGGAUCUUAAAAAGUCAUCAUUUAAAAAGUUUCAGCUUUCAAAGCUCCUAAAUGUGAUGCAGGAUCGCGGGCUCAUCAAAGUGCAAGAGGUGUCAAAGGGCGUGGAUCACGUUGUGGACGUAUUUCUAGAUAAUGAUUCAGUUCGAGAGUUCAAGUCUUCAAUAACGGCCAUGCCUCCAAAGCCAGAAAGCAACAAACCAGCAGAUACUGAAACCCAAACGGGUCCAACCAUAGAGGAGAUGUUUGCCGUCUCUGCUGCACUCGUUCCAAUUUUCUCAGGAUUCGGUUAUUCCAAAGGGUCCGUUCUGAGUAUGAAACAAAUACGACAAGUCAUGACUGACUACGUCAGGAAAAACGAGUUGGUAGCUGAACAAGACAAGAGGGUAGUAAUGUUGGAUCCAGUUCUUACUUUAGCACUUAUCAAUAAAAACGAAGAGAUGGAACAGUUGAGUUGGGAUGCUCUCUUUAGCAGGGUUGCUAAUAAAAUGAACAGCUGUUACAAAGUUACGCUUCCUGGUCAAGACCCUAUUAUCAAAAAAGGGAAGAUUGAUCCUCUCGAGAUCAAAAUUGAACAGCGUAUGGGGAACAAAAAGGUGACACUCGUACGGAAUCUGGACGCGUACGGGAUUGAUCCUCAGGAGUUUGCGCACAACAUCCAGUUAAAGGCAGCGUGCAGUACCGCAGUCAGUCAACUUCCCGGGAAGCACCGCGCUCCCGGUAUGCAAGUGAUGGUUCAGGGUAAUCAGGUCCAUCUGGUUGCCAUGGCAAUAUUAGAGGACUACAAUGUUCCGCGAAAGUUCGUGACUGGCCUGGAGCUAUUAAAAAGUGGAAAGAAAAAGAAAUGAAUAAAUAAUAAUAAUAGUAAUACAAA